AGAGAGAGAGAGAGAGAGAGAGAGAGAGAGAGAGAGAGAGGGAGGCGCACAGAGAGAGGAGUGUGCGUUGGAUGUACACGCCUGCCUCGCUGACUGACUGUGUGUGUGUGUGACAGAAAGAGAGGACAACCGUGUGGAUACUACUCCGCAGGACUGGACACGUUGGGCAUCACAGCAGGAGGACACGCACACUGAAAAAAGCGAGCGAGGCGGAAUCUAAACUGCUGACUGAGCUGCCGGCAGACACCGACCGGGGGCAGAGUGCGGAGGAGUGAGCAGACAAGACAGAGCACACACGAGACCCCGACCGAACCGACCGACCGGCUGACUGACCGACGGCGCCCAUGGCGAGCAACAACACGGCCAGCAUCGCACAAGCCAGGAAGCUGGUGGAGCAGCUGAAGAUGGAGGCCAACAUCGACAGGAUAAAGGUGUCAAAAGCAGCGGCAGACUUAAUGUCAUACUGCGAAGCUCAUGCCAAAGAGGACCCUCUGCUAUCGCCGGUGCCGGCGUCCGAGAACCCGUUCAGGGAGAAGAAGUUCUUCUGCGCCAUCCUGUAAAACCCAGCAGCAUGGCCCUUCAGCAGUCUGCCCAGUGAGGGACUUUUGAACGUGGACGUUCAAAAAUACAUAGAAAUCUUCUAGUGGGAGGGGCACGGCGAUUAUUGCCCCACCCCUCCCCCCUACGCCCCCCCCCCCCCCCCCCCCCCCCCCCCCCCCCCACUCCUCCUCCUUCGUCGAACGGCACCUAAAGGGUGCAAAAAAAUUUAAACCGCAGAGUUAACGUGUAACUAUUAGAGGGGUUGUGAUUGCUUUGUUGAGGGGUGUUGCAGCAUGUUGAAGGGGUCUGUGCUUUUUUUUUUUAGAUGACACAAACGGGAGGAUAAUGAUGAAGAGAAGUAUGACGGUAACCAAGAGACGCAGAGUGACGGACAACCAAUCCAAAAAAAAUUCAAAAAGUCUUCAGGUUGUGAUGUGUUCAAAAAAAAUAGAUAAAUAGAGAAUUUUAAAAAAUAAUAUAAUAAUUUGGGGGUUCUUUUGGGACUUCCACGUUCUGUUAGACGGUUUGUGGGCGGAUCGAGCUCCGUAGGACAGAGAAACUAAUAUACUCCUCCCGCUAGACACCACCUGAUUAUUGGAAUGUUUUUUUUAAGGUGUUUAUUUUACUAUUGUUUAAACUUUACCUAUCUCCUAGAUAUCUUUCUAUAACUGUACGUGAUAACUGAAACUGCUCUGUAAACUUUUUUUUUCUUUUUUUUUUUUACACCAACAGGUUAGUGAAAGCUUUUUUUAAAUGGGAUGUUUGAAACAUUCGACUCUGUGACUCUCUUUACAAAUACCUUUCUGAAAACCCAUCUCUGUGUGUCAACAUCUAUCUGGCAAAUGUGAUGCAGUUUGUCUCCUUCAGAUACAAACCCUCUUUCUACUCUUUGUACAAAAAAAUGACUAGCAAAGUAAACUGUGCUGUGCCGUGA
This is a messenger RNA of Scophthalmus maximus (turbot), 1474 nucleotides long. RefSeq names its product guanine nucleotide binding protein (G protein), gamma 2 (gene gng2). Gene Ontology annotation, molecular function: G-protein beta-subunit binding. The coding region runs from base 345 to 560 and encodes 71 amino acids. The transcript has 4 exons. NCBI's taxonomy places the organism in Eukaryota, Metazoa, Chordata, Actinopteri, Pleuronectiformes, Scophthalmidae. Gene Ontology annotation, cellular component: heterotrimeric G-protein complex. Gene Ontology annotation, biological process: G protein-coupled receptor signaling pathway. The record is from RefSeq and is a predicted model, not a curated record.